AUGGCGGACGCUGACGCCGCGCUGCCAACGCCGCCUCCGGAGGUAGUAGCCCCCGAGGAGCAUCCCGCGGCCGCCGAUUCCGCCGUCGCCGCGCUGCAGGAGGAGGCCGCGACGGCCGAAGUCGAUAACAAGCGGAAGCUGGAGGAGGUCAGCACCGACGCGGAGGCGAACGGCACCGGCGAGGAUGCCAAGCGCCCGCGCAUGGACGGCGAGCCCGACGCCGCCACAGGGGUUGAGCAACAGAACGAUGGGUCCUCCGUGAAUGUGGAGGAGCCCGCAGCUGCGGUGGAGGAUAAGGUUGCUCCGACCGAUGGGUCAGCGAUGGAUGGUGAUAAUGGCACGGCCGCUCCUGCUCCGGAUUCGCAGGUGGGUUCUGAUGAGAAGCCGCUUGAAGCAGCAUCUGAAGCUCCACAGCAGGAAGGUGAUGCAGAAGCUGCUGCACAGGAGAUUUCUCGUAAGAUCGAAGUGCCCAACAGCAAGGUUGGUGUCCUUAUUGGAAAAGCUGGCGAGACAAUCAGGAACUUGCAAACGAGCUCGGGUGCACAGAUCCAAAUCACUAAGGACGCCGAUGUGGACUCAAAUGCCCUGACUCGGUCGGUUGAACUAGUUGGAAAACUUGGAAGCGUUGAUACAGCUGAGCAGCUUAUUAAGAGCCUCAUAGCUGAGGCUGAGGCUGAGGCUGGUGGUUCCCCGGCCUUAGCUAGAGGAUUUGGAAGUGGACAGCCUGGUUCAGAGCAAUUUGAGAUGACAGUUCCUGAUAACAAGGUCGGUCUCGUUAUCGGAAAAGGGGGUGAGAUAAUUAAAGGCAUGCAGACCAAAUCUGGUGCUCGUAUUCAGUUAAUACCCCAACAUCCUCCAGAAGGUGUUACAUUGACUGAAAGAAUUGUACGUGUUACUAGGAAUAAGAAGCUGAUUGAAGUUGCAAAGGAUUUGAUCAAGCAAGCUAUGAAUCAGACAUUUUCAAAGCAUACAAACCAGUCUGGCGGAUAUGGUCCACAAGGUUACCGCCCUCAGGGUCAUGGUGCAGGUUCUCAGUGGUGA
Molecule: messenger RNA, 1041 nt
Organism: Miscanthus lutarioriparius
Lineage: Eukaryota; Viridiplantae; Streptophyta; Magnoliopsida; Poales; Poaceae
Source: the annotation of a GenBank genome assembly